Ctenopharyngodon idella (grass carp) is the source of this 7202-nucleotide messenger RNA. RefSeq names its product phospholipase C, beta 3 (phosphatidylinositol-specific) (gene plcb3). Lineage: Eukaryota; Metazoa; Chordata; Actinopteri; Cypriniformes; Xenocyprididae. The record is from RefSeq and is a predicted model, not a curated record. Gene Ontology annotation, biological process: phosphatidylinositol-mediated signaling; lipid catabolic process. The coding region runs from base 463 to 4236 and encodes 1257 amino acids. The transcript has 34 exons. Gene Ontology annotation, molecular function: calcium ion binding; calmodulin binding; phosphatidylinositol-4,5-bisphosphate phospholipase C activity.
GAAAGACAGAAGAAAAGAAAAGAAAAACACUCCCUCGUCUGUUCUCUUUUUCUUCCUUCACUUCCUUACUCCCCCCGUCUCUCUCUCUCUCUCUCUCUCCUUCCCUGUCCUUCUCGCGCUCCCAUUUAGUUCGGAGAAAACAUGAAGGAAAAGAGGAGCAAAUUCCAGCGUGGACCAAAGUCAAGUGAAAGUUUCUCCUGAGCGGGGAUCUCAUCAUUACAAAGCGGAUGGACGGACAGGAAGGAAAAUAUCAAUUCAAGUCCUUGCCGUGAUAAGCGCUUAGAUGAAUAAACAAUCGCUAAAGUCAUAAACUGUGCUCGCUCGUGAAUGUGUGACAGUCGCGUCCGCGUGCGUUGAGCCAGCCGGACUCGAGGCUUUGGCUCGGGCUCUGGUUCUGAACACUGAAGGUCAGAGACUUAAAACCGAGAAGUAGAGGCGUCGCCACCCGUCGAUUCAGCAGUCAUGGCCGGGGCGAAACCGGGAGUACACGCGUUGCAGCUCAAACCGGUGUCUGUCCAUGAGGUGCUCAAACGGGGGAGCAAGUUUAUCAAAUGGGACGAGGAGGCCAACAGCACACCCAGCCUCGUCACCCUCAAAGUGGACCCAGAUGGAUUCUUCCUCUACUGGUCUGGAGGGACCAACAUGGAAGUGGAAAUCCUGGACAUCAGUCAAAUCAGGGACACCAGGACAGGGAGAUUUGCCAAGAUGCCAAAGGACCAACGCAUACGUGAUACGUUGGGUUUGGGCAAAGGAGAAGGGAACUCAGACUCAAAGCUGCUAACUGUUGUCUACGGCAACGACCUGGUCAACAUCUCCUUCCUCAACUUCCAAGCUGUGCAGGAUGGCUAUUGCAAGGUGUGGACUGACGAACUGUUUAAACUUGCCACAAACAUACUGUCCCAGAAUGCUUCCCGCAAUACCUUCUUAUUCAAAGCUUUCACAAAGCUGAAGCUGCAGGUAAAUCAGGAUGGGAAAAUCCCAGUGAAGAACAUCCUGAAAAUGUUCUCGGAUAAGAAACGUGUAGAGACGGCGCUGGAGCACUGUGGACUGGUCAAUAACAGGGCGGAUCAUGGUAUAAAGCCAGAUGACUUCACCUGGGAAAUGUUCCAGAACUUUCUCAACAAACUAAGUCCCAGACCAGAGGUGGAGCGUAUCUUUGUGGAGCUUGGCUCUAAAGGGAAACCCUUCCUGUCUCUGGAUCAGUUGAUGGACUUUAUAAAUCGCAGACAGAGAGAUUCUCGACUAAAUGAGGUUCUUUACCCACCGCUCAAGCGAGAUCAGGUCCGCCAGCUCAUGGAGAGAUAUGAAAGCAACACCAGCCAGCUGGAAAGAGAUCAGAUCUCCCUAAUGAGCUUCACAAAGUAUCUUGGUGGGGAGGAGAACUCUGUGGUUCCUCCUGAGAGGUUGGACAUCCUCGAUGAUAUGAACCAACCCCUGUCCCACUAUUUCAUCAACUCUUCACACAAUACAUACCUCACAGUGGGGCAGUUGACGGGCCUGUCGUCAGUAGAGAUGUACCGGCAGGUGUUGCUGACAGGAUGCCGCUGUAUAGAACUGGACUGCUGGAAGGGCCGCCCACCUGAAGAAGAGCCAAUCAUCACGCACGGUUUUACCAUGACAACUGAGAUUCCAUUCAAGGAGGUGAUUGAAGCUAUCGCUGAAAGUGCAUUCAAGACGUCUCCAUAUCCUCUCAUCUUGUCCUUUGAGAAUCACGUGGACUCAGCAAAGCAGCAGGCUAAAAUGGCAGAGUACUGUCGCUCUAUGUUCGGAGAUGCGCUGCUCAUUGAUCCCCUAGAGAAAUAUCCGCUGGUUCCUGGUCAACAACUGCCAAGCCCCCAGGAGCUGAUGGGGAAGAUCUUGAUCAAGAACAAGAAGAAACAUCACCACAGGGCAACUAACGGUGGCAGCAUUAGACGCAAGGAAGGGACAGACGGACAGUCCUCGCCUUUGAAUGAUUCUCCGUUGUCUGAAGGGGAUAUGGGCCAGAACAUGUCCAAUGGGGGCGAGAAGCUUGCAGAGAGGAUGACCAAAGACCUUGAUAUCCGCAAGUCUAUUGACCGGGGAGAUGGAGAGACUGAUGAAGAGGAGGAAGAGGAACCCAUUCCAGAUCCAAAGAAACAUAACAACACUGAUGAGGGUACUGCGUACAGUGAGGUGAACGCUACAGAGGAGAUGUCCACAUUGGUCAACUACAUAGAACCAGUCAAAUUCAAAUCAUUUGAGGCGGCAGCGAAGAGGAAUAAGUAUUUUGAGAUGUCAUCUUUUGUGGAGACCAAAGGCAUGGACACAUUGAAGAGUUCUCCCAGCGAGUUUGUCGAAUACAACAAAAAGCAGCUAAGUCGCAUCUAUCCCAAAGGGACACGUGUGGAUUCCAGUAACUAUAUGCCACAGCUCUUCUGGAACAUGGGCUGCCAGAUGGUGGCGCUAAACUUCCAAACUCUCGACUUGCCGAUGCAGCUGAACAUGGGGGUGUUUGAAUAUAAUGGCCGCUGUGGUUAUCUGCUGAAGCCAGAGUUCAUGAGACGCACGGAUAAACACUUUGACCCCUUUACUAUGGACAUUGUGGAUGGCAUUGUAGCCAACACGGUUAAAAUCAAGAUCAUCUCAGGUCAGUUUCUGAACGAUAAGAAGGUUGGUGUUUAUGCGGAGGUAGACAUGUUUGGACUUCCUGCAGACACUAAAAGAAAAUAUCGAACAAAAACUUCUAACAACAACUCUCUGGACCCAGUCUGGGAUGAUGAAACCUUUGUGUUCAAUAAGGUGGUAUUACCUACCCUGGCAUCUCUUCGAGUAGCAGUGUAUGAGGAAAAUGGGAAGUUUAUUGGUCAUCGUAUCUUGCCAGUGUCGGCUCUGCGCCCAGGAUAUCACUACAUCAGUCUGAAGAAUGAGCUGAACCAACCACUCAUGCUGUCAUCCCUACUUGUGUACACUGAAGCACAAGACUACAUCCCCAACGAGCACCAAGAGUAUGCAGAGGCUCUGACAAACCCCAUCAAACAUCUCUCUUUGCUGGCCCAGAGAGAAAGGCAGCUAUUAGCACUUAUGGAGGAACCCACUGAGGGUGGGCCUGCGAAACCAGACGAUCGAGACGGGAUUGACUCUGGCGGCGCGAACCCUGCUGACCCUUUCUGCCCUCUGCCAUCUCCAACACUUUCUCCUGUAGUCGCCGAGGUCAUGAAUCCUCCUCCAUCAGGCGCAAAAGAAGAUCUAAUCAACAAUAUUCUUAAAGUAAUCGAACCUCAGUCUAUUGAUGAGUUCAAACAGCACAACUCCUACCAGAAGCUGUUGAAGAAGCAGUGCAAAGAACUCAAGGAGCUGAGCAAGAAACAUCAGAAAAAGAUGUGGGCUCUCAGUAAGGAUCAAAGGACUCGCUGUAAUCAGCUAAACUCUGACCUCCAGAGGAAACGGAGUCAGGUGGAGAAGCGUCUGCGCUCCAGUCUGAAGAAAAAGGGUGUUUGCUGUUUGCGUGUGCACAGUGGGUCAGAGGAGCCCGUGCAGAGGGAAUUGAACGAGCUGGAUCUGGAGCUACAGCGACAGACGGAGCAGUUUAGAGAGGAGCAGAUGAAGGAGCUUCUUGAGCUCAGAAAGGCACACCAUCAGAUAGAGAAAGAGGCUAAACAAUGCCACCUCAAAGAGGCCAAUCAGAAACUGAGGGAAAUCGCCCAAGACUGCCAAGCAGCCCAGAUCAAAAAACUCAAGGAAGUGUGUGACAAAGAGAAGAAAGAGUUACAGAAGAUUAUGGACAGGAAGAGGCAAAACAGCAUCAUCGAGGCCAAGAAAGCAGAAAAGGAAAAGGCUGAGACCAGGGAGCUGAACGAGAUCAAUAAAAAACAUAUCAAUGAAUCAGUCAGCUUAAUCCGUCAGCUGGAAGAUUCUCAGGGGAAGCGUCAAGAAAAGUUAAAAGCCCUUCACAAGGACAUCCUUCAGAAAAUAGUGGAGGAGGUUCCUCUGAAUCAGGCCCGUCUGACACGCGAGUGUGAGGCGGAGCUGAAGCUCUUACCAGAGGAGAUCUCUCACUUCAUGCAGGAGCUUGAGAGCAAAGGCUCUCGUAAAGACACCCUGAUCGGUCAGGCCAAUGACAGCCCCAGCUCUGGCCCCUCCUCCAACUGCAGCACACCCCCUUACUCCUCCCCCAACCACAGCUGGAGCAACAUGGGCAAUAUCUCACUGCUGGAAUCCUCCUCAACCUCAAACACUCCCGUCAAGUCAGAGGCGGAUACUACAGGAGUAUACUAGUGAUACUACAUUUUGUUUUAUUUGACUUUCCUAUCACUCUCUCCAAUCCAUUUCUGUCCACAGUGGAUUUUAAGAAUAGACAUAGUAUUACUAAAAAUUGUAUGCAUUUUUGAGGAUUUUUUAAACCUGCAUACUCUUUGCCACUCUCUGAAUCAAAUCUGAUGUCUUUUUUUUUCUUUUUCUUUUUUUAAUCAAAGUUUUAAUCCAGAAACAAAGUGGAUUUUAUCUAGCUUUAAUGACGUGGGCUCUCAUACAUACUAAUGCCUGUACGUAAGACACCUGUGGAAAACAGAGGGAUGGGGUUCUCUAUUUAUUUCUGUUGUAUAUUGUGCACUUUGCAGCUUUACGUGUAGUUACAUGAGUCGUCCUGAAGGUGGCAGUGUAAAUUUGGCAGUAAAGAAUUCUGAGGAUGUGAUGCUAACGCUAGGCUAAUGCUUAAUCUGGUGGUAUGGGUUUACAUAAUAAUGCACAGAUGGACUAUUGCUUACCCACCCCCCAAAAACAGAUUUCAUUUCAUUCAUUUUACCACUGCAUCCAAAACAUCCUGUCAUGUGAAUGUUUAUCUGGUCCUAAAUUCACUCUCAGAAAAAAAAAAAAAAUCUGCAAAGAUUGUACCAAUAAGGGAACAAAAGCUUGUCACAAAGGGACAACUUUGUAUCUUAUUUAUCCCGUAAAGGUGUAUAUUAUUGCAUUAAAGUAGUAAUAUAUAUACCAUUAAAGUAUUACAAUGAAUCCUUUAGGGUUAAAUAAGGUACAAAUUUGUCCAUUUAAGGGUGCCGCCCCAGUGGCUAGCUGUUGUACCUCUAAAGUUACAAUUUUUGCACUUUUUUUUUUUUUUGUUUAUUUGUUUAUGUCCUAUGACACUUAAAUGUUUAAGUGCCUCAAAUCUACAUAUACAGUACUUCUCUUGAACUCUUUCACCCAGAUAAUUCGUGUAAUCCCACUCGCUCUCUCUCCCGUACCUCCCCCGUAUCUGUCUCCCUGUCGGUUGGCUUAAUCUAAUCCCGACUCUGUGAGAUGUGGGAUCACUGCCAAUUACACACUGUCUGAAAUCCAGUGAUGUCCAGGAAACUUCAUGGGCCAUCCCUUGUAUUUUUGUCCAACCUCAGACGAAUCCGCUCACGAAUCCCGUCUUAGAUCCCCCCCUCUUGCUUUAUCAAGGUCUGUACAGAAUCAGCCAUAACAUGUUGCAUAAUAAAAAGCAUAUAAGCAUAUUUUUUUUUAUGUGAGAUUGAAGCAAGACUUUUACAGCUUAGCUCCGAUCACCGCAAUCCAGGGCUUUUUUUAAUCCAUUAGAAUGCAUGAUGGUUGGAUUUUGCUUUCUCGUACUGUAAUCUGGUCUCCUUCCUCUUCCUGUUUACUUUCAUAACUUUGGUCAGUUUAUGGGUUCUCUGUCCAUUUGCCUAUCUUCCUUUCACUCUCUUUGUGUCUCUCAGGGCUCCGAUGCUCAAAAUUAAGAGAGUUGGAGUUGACGUACAUGCAUUCAGUGCUAGCGUGCAUCAUUCACAUGACAGUGUGCUCUAUGAUCUCGAUCAAAGCACUUUGAGAAAGACACUUAUCUUACAGCACUUAUGACUACCAAACAAUUACAUUUGCUGAGUGAGUAACAUAAUAUGCAACAUGUGCAUUACGUUUCUUCUCCAUGCGUUGAUUAAAAUUUAUUUCCUACAGUUAUUUACAAAGUGUGUGUGUUUGUAUGCGUGAGAUAAGGGCUGGCUGCGAGAAUGGACACUGCACAGUAGAGUUUAGAAGGCCAGAAGGCAAAAGGGCUGAAGUGAGAUGGACAACACCAAUGAGAAGCGAGCAUCGAGGGUUUGUUUAUAUGACUCAGCCCGUUCGCAUGUUAAGUCAAUAGCUUUAUGUACCCGUAUAAGCAGGGAUAAAUGGUACUUGCAUGUAAACAUUUCCUCUCUUCAUGUCUCAUUAUCUUUGGAGAGGGUCAUAAGUGUUGUACAUACUACCAGGAAAUAUUAAUGUGUGCAUUUCAGUCGAAACCACAUGAGUUUAUAUCGAUCUACAUAUAAUUCAUUCCAUUUUAGAGGUAAAUGAAUUCUACUACUGACUAGAGGAGAAGUCGUGAGUGACGUCUGUCUUUUUGCUUGUCUUAGGCUGAUCUAGUGUUCCAGUAACACAGACACACUCUACAGUCGUCCUAAGCACCAUUCAGCUGUCUCUUACUGCCUGUUUGUUGUUUUAUUUUUCUGAGGUACAAGUGUUUUAUUGAGAAACACCUUAAUACUUUAUGGCCUGUAAUUUUAUUAUUUUUAAAUUGUAGACACUUUAUGAUUGUCAUAUUCCUUUCAGUGGCAUGAUUCUGUAUUGUGCCUGUGUAAUAUUGCGUUAUGGUUCUCUUAUGUUUAUAGACGGUAGUAAUGGUUGAAUGGCACUACUUUAUCAUUUAAAAACCUUUUUUUUUCUUUUUUUUUUUUUUUAAAUCAUGGGAUUUAAAACCCCACUUUUUAUUGUCUUAAAAUGGGACAAAAAUUCAGGUUGUUCUUCUGUUUUUUAUUUUAAUUUUUAGCACCUUUUAUUUUAAAAAUGCUUUGCAAAUCAUGUCCUGUAAAUUGAGUUCAUUAGCAUGCUAAUUUCAGUCUAUAAUCAGACGUCCUCAGGGGAUGAGCCAGGCUGGUCCAUCACACUUGUGGGCCCAAACUGAGUGAUGCUUUGUGUGUACUGAAAUCUGUGAGGACUGCAGUCAGACUUUAAGGGACAAAACAUGCUUAACCAAGGGCUAACUUCUGCUCGGCCUCAGUUACAGCUUUAUCCAAGUACGUAUCUCAUAGUUUCUCUCUGCGUCUGUCUCUUUAUCAGCUUCCUACUGAAACACUCUUUUGUUAACACUGUAUGUAGAUAUUGUACUGGUCUGCCUUGUUUAAAGGGAAAAUUAUUACUCUGGAUGUAAUUUUUAUUGCCUCGAUAAAUAAUAUAACUGUACAUUCAAUAAAUGCAGAACAUUGUCAAACAUG